This is a messenger RNA of Wallemia mellicola CBS 633.66, 1536 nucleotides long. RefSeq names its product DUF580-domain-containing protein. Bases 1 to 1536 code for a protein of 511 amino acids. Gene Ontology annotation, molecular function: transmembrane transporter activity. NCBI's taxonomy places the organism in Eukaryota, Fungi, Basidiomycota, Wallemiomycetes, Wallemiales, Wallemiaceae. Gene Ontology annotation, biological process: transmembrane transport. The transcript is spliced from 2 exons. Gene Ontology annotation, cellular component: plasma membrane. The record is from RefSeq and is a predicted model, not a curated record.
AUGUCUGAUAAAGACCAAUGGGGGCAGUCCUAUCCGCCUAACAACCAGCAAUACCAUCUUCAACAGCCUCAAUACGCACCACAGCAACCACAGCAACCACCACCACCGCCGCCGAUUGAUGAGAAAGGUAGCCGUUUUAAGCCAAAGCUUAGGUUACGCGACCCGAUAUUCUUCGUUUUAUUCUUGUGUACUUUCUUCGCUUUCAUUGGUUUAAGUGGAUAUGCAUUACACGAGUGGACACAGGCUUCCGGCAUCAGCUCAGGGCUUGGUAAUACUAACGCGACUAAUAACGCGACAUUCACGAAGGAAACCGGUUAUCUCUUAGUAGUUGAUGCUGGAAUUGGAUUGGUCUUUGCAGUCAUUUACUUGCUUCUGUUGCGUAUCUUUACAAAGAUUAUAUUGGAAAUCACACUCGUUUUAUCUAUUUUAACUACUUGGGCACUUGCAAUCUACCAAUUCACUCAACAUUACUGGUCGGGUGCUAUCGUUCUUCUUAUCAUCGGUAUUCUUCAAGUCGUAUUCUACUUUGGUAUGCGUAGACGUAUUCCAUUAGCAUCUCUCCUCUUGAAGAUCGUCAUUGACAUUGCUAAACACUACCCAAGUGUCUAUGUUGUUAGCUUUAUCGGUUUGAUCGUCCAAACUGCUUGGAGUGUAUUCUAUGCGUUUGGCGUUGCAGCAAUCUACGUCGUUUGGACACCUGGUUCAGAAAUUUGUGGUAGCGGAACUGGUGGUUCAUGUUCUUCUGGCAAAGUAGCAGGAUUGGUGUUCUUCUUGACGUUCGCUUACUUAUGGGUCAGUCAAGUAUUUGGUAAUAUCGUUCUCGUUACUUUAGCAGGUGGUCCAUAUGGUGGUUGGUACUACUUUGGCCCAUACCAACAAGAUGGUAGUGGUAUGCCAAAGCACCCAACUCCAUCAGCAUUCGUUAGAGCUUCAACUACCUCUUUGGGAAGUAUUGCUUUCGGUAGUUUGAUUGUUACAUUCCUUGAAAUCAUCAAAAUGAUCUUUAGAGCACUUCAAAACAACGCUGAUGCAGCAGGCGAAAUCGGUAAAAUUCUCGCUUGUUGUGCCGUUUGCGUUAUUAGCGUAAUAGAAUGGCUUGUUAAAAUCUUUAACAAGUAUGCUUACAUUUCAAUCGCACUUUAUGGUAAAUCUUACAUAAAAUCUGCUAAAUCUACAUGGCAUCUCUUCAAGGAUAGAGGUAUUGAUGCGCUCGUAAACGACAGUCUUGUCAGUAUUGGUUUGACUUACGGUUCAUACUUCGUUGGUGUUUUAUGCGGUUUAUUCACUUACAUUUACUUGAAGACUGCAAGUGUUGAAUGGAAUUCAGAUGGUCAAUUCACUGCUCCACUUCUCCUUUACGCUUUCUUAAUCGGAUUUACAUGUAGUAUGACACUCCUUAGCGGUUUGGAUGCUGGUGUAUCAACUCUUUUCGUUGGUAUGGCUGAAGAUCCAGGUGUACUUGCGCAGCGCGCUCCACCACUCUUCGAAGAAAUUAGAAGAGUUUAUCCUCAUGUUGUACAGGGCGUUAACGUUUAA